AUGUUUGCCCACGCCAAAGCUGUUCGUGCCCUUGUUGCCAGGGGAAAGAAUGCCACUGACCAAUGUCUUUCUUCGUCUCAUUCGGGACCCCCCACUUCUGACCACUUGACGCCGAUGAUCUUUAACCGGGGAACAACCCAGCCCGUUCGUGAUGCUCUCUUGGCGGAUACCCGCCACUAUGAUCAGUUUAUGAUCAUUGUUGACAACAAGCCGGUCUUGUUUGCCAACCCGCAGCCCUUUGUCGACCCGGCUGGUCACACCUGGCUCAUUGGUAAUCUCUCUGACAAGAUUGGUGAGGUCGUCCCUGCCAAGAUUCCCUUUCGCUGGGCUCGUUCCCACUUCACGGCCCUGGCUCCUGGUUCCGUCAUUGAGAAGUUCAAGUUGACAACGUCUGAACAACAUCCCGAUGAUAUCUCUGGUCCUGCUCCGGCCGGUGGUACCCACGAAGAUGCUGAAUCCCCAUCUACGGCUCGUAUUACUCUCGAGCCACUGAUUGUGGCGGGUUCUGAACCAGGUUUCUGUUGCCUCCCUUGCAUGUACCCCUGGCCCAAAGGCUUUCCCUUCCCCAAGACCACCGAUUUAAGUGACCCCACCCAAUUGGUUGACGAGUUCACACGUGAAGACCUCCUCCAGGUUUGGCUCCAAGGUGCCCGUUACUCGAUCCUCAAGAAUGAUGGUUGGUCCGUCACCCAAGGAGGCAAGAUGUUCAUGUUAGCUGAACUCGAUUGGGAGCCCUUCGCUCUUAAUCACACCAUUGCUGACCACGUCAAUGCCCCUCUCCAGUUGAUCUCCCCGUCGGCCCCAGAAUUUGCUUUAGUUACGUCGUCUGCCAGGGACCAACACGACAUGGCUUGGUGCUCUAUUGGCCAGCGCAUUCAAACGGCCGAAGAAGAACGUCGUGAUUACGCACUUGAGGUUGCAGCAAUUGAAGCCGACCGUCGUGACACUGCCCGUCGUGAAUCGGGCCGCUAUGACUCUGACCAUCAUGACUCCGACCGUCGUCCUGAAGGCACUCCUCCGCUUCGCGCGGAUGAUCUCUUGACCCAGUUCGGCAAGCUCACGGAAACGUUGACCAAGUCCGUCUCCCGUCCAUCCAAGAAAGAUGAAGAACACGAAGAAUAUCAUCAUGGGGGUUGA
Molecule: messenger RNA, 1137 nt
Organism: Seminavis robusta
Lineage: Eukaryota; Bacillariophyta; Bacillariophyceae; Naviculales; Naviculaceae
Source: the annotation of a GenBank genome assembly